Molecule: messenger RNA, 6146 nt
Organism: Zeugodacus cucurbitae (melon fly)
Lineage: Eukaryota; Metazoa; Arthropoda; Insecta; Diptera; Tephritidae
Product: cilia- and flagella-associated protein 44
Exons: 13
Coding region: 141-6083 (1980 amino acids)
Molecular function (GO): protein binding
Source: RefSeq, a predicted model, not a curated record
GAGUUUCAUUUCAUUUGUUUGCCACACACCAUUCGUCAUUGCCACAAACAAAUUUUGAAAAAAAAAAUCAUUUUAAGAAAAUAUUUUGUACGAGCAAGCAAUUUAAGCGGCGAAAAAAGUAAAAAAAAUAAAAAAUAAAUAUGUCCGAACAAGAGGAGAAGGAGGAGGAUACGGAAGCUGAGGUGGUGCAGAAAGUCGAGCCGUCAUUUGGUGAGCAUGUCAUCGAUCUGAGUCACUCAUUCGGCUACGAUUGCAAGCGUUUCUUCAAUCUGGUGCUGCUCGGCGAAAAAACGCUCGUGUUUGCUUCCGGCGAUUAUUUGCAUUACUUCAAUAUAGCAACGCGUAGGGUGACAUUUCGCAAGACGGUUUUCGGCGGUGGCAUCGGCUUUAUAACGCGCAACGAGCAUCCCGACUUCGUCGAUCUAUUCACCGUAGCCGAGAAUGGCGUGCGUCCGACCAUCUUCAUCUACGAAUAUCCCUCACAUAAGGUGCGCAUCAAGUUGGAGAAUGCGGCCAAGUCUUGCUUCACCUGCGGCUCAUACAACUCAACCGGCGAACUGUUCGCUUCGCAAGCUGGUUAUCCAGAUUUCAUGCUCACCAUUUGGCGUUGGCAAACCGCCGAUGUGAUCUUGCGCUCCAAGUCUUUCCAAAAUAAUAUACUGCACGUGCACUUUUCGCACUUCAAUCCCAUACUUUUGGCCUCCUCUGGCCUGAGCCACAUUAAGUUUUGGAAGAUGGCCAACACAUUCACGGGACUGAAGCUGAAAGGUGAUUUGGGUCGCUUCGGCAAGACGGACUUCAGUGAUAUUUGUGCGAUUUAUAUGCUGCCCGAUGAGAAUGUGAUCUCAGGUUGUGAUUGGGGUAAUAUGUUGCUGUGGGAAGCCGGUUUGAUUAAGUUCGAGAUCACGCGUAAGGGACGCAAGCCGUGUCAUACCAAGCCGAUUACGCGCAUCACUAUGGAUGAGGGUGAAGUGACCACUGUCGGUAUGGAUGGUUAUGUGCGUAUUUGGUAUUGGGAGACCGUCGAUUUGGCCGAUCCGCCGGAUGAUGAUCGUUUUGUGGAGAUUGAACCGAUUUAUGAAUUCAAAAUUGGCGAUUGUGAGAUACGUGGCUUGCAGAAGAUUAAACCGUUCGAUAAAAAGGAUUUCAGUUACUAUGCGCAGGAUGGCAACGGCGGCAUUUGGUUCUGUGACCUGAACACCUAUGAUGUGCCGAAGCCACCGCGAAAACUCUACAACUGCCAUGGCGGUAAAGUGGUCGCAGCGCAGACGAGUCCCGUCUCGUCGCAUCUCAUGACGCUGGGCGAGGAUGGAAAAAUGUUCCUCUUCAAUUAUAUAACGAACACUUUAGUGUUGGAGAAGAAAUUCAUUUCACCGGGCUCCGAUUUUAUUUGGCUCUCCACGAAAGUCUCCAGCACUGGUAUGGAUUUGAUUGCCGGCUUCAAGGACGGUAUACUGCGGCAAUUGGUGUUGGAUAUGCGCAAUGAGAAACAUAUCGAAUUGCAUUUGGUGCGUGCCAUUAAGGCGCACGUUGGUCCAAUAACCAAAUUGGCCAUCAAUCCGCGGCAAACCUGUCUGGUGGUGUCUUCCGCUGACAAAUCCAUAUUUGUCUAUAAUAUUAAGGAUAAGGAAAAUAAUAUGGUGUACUUGAGACCGAUGGGCUUUGUGGUGCUCAGCGCUGUGGUGAAUUGCUUCAAUUGGAAGAACGAUGAGUACUCGACAAUUUUGAUGGGCUGCAAGUCUGGUGAGGUGUACGAAUAUCAAAUACCCAGUCGCGUCACAGACGAACAAACCUUUCUCAGCUACAAUAUCACCGAUGCGAAUAAAUUGAAGUCCACACGCUUUGUCUCAGUGAAGAGUCGCAUAAGAAGAGAUCAAAAACGUGAAAAGAUAAAGAAGCGUAAAGAGAAGAAACGUCAACGGAAAUUAGCGGAAAUAGAUAAGUUGAAGGCCGCCAAUCCUGGGUUGCAAAUCGAUCUGGAGACCGCGUUGGCCGACUCGGAACCCGACGAAGAGGAAGAACCUUUACAUAUACCAGCUGCGCCGAAUCCGGUUAUUUGGCUGCGGUAUACACGCGAUAACACCAUCUGGGUGUCGAUGGGUGGCUUUGAUGCUGGUUAUAUUUAUGAGAUGAUCUUCGGUUAUGCCGAGCCCUAUAAGUGCACUGUGAUUGCGGACGGCGAUGAUUGUGAAAUACAUUCUUAUUUAACCAUCGAGGACUACUUGAUUUUCGGUUUGGUGAAUGGAAAGUUGCGCAUAAAUCGUACCACGCCAAACGAUUUCACCGAUUUUCGUGACUAUCGCCUGUUUCCGAUGCAUGAUGCCCAUAAUGGCAUUAUAACGCGCAUCUUGUCCAGCUACGAUGGAUGCUACAUAUUUAGUGUUGGUCACGAUGGUAAUAUAUUCUGCUAUAAUUGGCAUGGACCGAAAGUGGCGCAUGGUGGCCCCUUGGAAGGGGUUACCUAUGCUAACCUUAAAGAUUUCCGCGCGGAUGAUAUAGACGAUCCGGAGUUUCCUUCGUUGGAGCAGGAGAAAAUCUAUGCCGAGAUCAAACGCAAAGAGGAAGCAGCGCUCGCACACGAUCGUAAAGUGCUAUCACAAAUCGGUGAAUUACAGGUGAAAUUUAUCGAUAUUAAAGACGAGAUGGCGACGCUAGAUGAAGAACUGAUAUUGCCGCAUAAGAAACUAUUGCUCGACGAACGCAUUACCAAACAAAUUAAGGAUGAGCUGCAGGCUGAGCUGGAUGAUGUACGCGACGAUUUGGCGUACGAUCUCGAGGUGGCCGAGGUGGGUAAGAAUAAGCUGUACGAUCACUUUCUGAAGAACUUGGAUCAUGUGCCGAUCGUAGUGAGUGGCAUGAGCAAAGACAUAAAAGUCGCUUCGUUUCGUGUGGAGAAACUUGGGGAAGAAUUUCAAAAAAUCAAAGACGAAAUCGAGGAACGUUUGAGAGCCGAGGCAGCCAAACGUAGAUCUAUCGCACCCAUUGUGGCGGAAGCGAAAGAACCCAGCAUGCCAGAGCCGGCUGCGGAGAAUUUCUUCUUCGGUCGGGAUCCCAACACAAUCAUACCACGUUUCAGUAAGAAAAUGUUACGUUUGUUGCGACGCUAUCGAUCCCGCCAGUUGUACGAGGUCGAGCGCAUUUACACUUGGGAUCGCAUGGAGCUUUGUAAGCCCGAUCCGAACAAAAAUCAUCCCGAAGAUGAACGAAAAAUUGCCGAUGCCGAGCGUAAUUUGGGUGAUUACAAGCUAAAAAUCGGUUACGACUAUGAACCGCGUACAAACGAAUCGUUAACCUACAAAUACAUUGAACUGGUGAACUCCCGACAGGCCCACUACCUAACCUUGGAUCACUUCAAUAGAGAACUAUUUCAAUUGCGCAAACGCAAAUGGUACCUGUACGAGUAUAUAGAAGAAUCCCGUAAACGUUUGAAGCGUUUGCAUGAGUUUCUACCGUUUGGAAAUCGCGAAUACUUGAUACCCAUACGGGAAAUCGAUAUGAUUGAAGAAUACCCAGAACGUAAUUUGGAUGAGCACUGUAAACCCGGAUGUGGCAUUGAUAUUGAGGAUAUACUAUAUUUGGAGAAGAAAGUUGAUGAUCUCUUGCCACCGCCAAAGGUAACAACUAAGGAGGCGAAACUUUCGGUACGCGAUAAGAUCGAACAGUCGUUGUACAAGUCUUUGCAUGCCUUCGAAGUGGACGAGUUGCCCGAUAUAAAGGAUAUACUAAGCGAAAUCGAUAGUUAUCCCGGCUUCACAGAGCCGGAAUUCUUCGAGCGCAAUGAGGAGGGCUUCGCACCAUGGGUAUCGGUAGCGCGCUACCAAUGGCUAAUCGACUUGAGAGAUGAGCAAAGCGGCUUGGUGUUGAAGGUGAAGAAUCGUGUUAGGGAUUUCGAUAAAGAUCUGCUUGCAAUGGUUGCGCUCCGUUGUAAAUGUUUCUACGAAUCAGAGUUUAUGCACUGCUAUAUGAUCACAUUGAAUCAAGAAUUGAAUAUUUUGCGUGACAGUGAAGAGAUCGAAAAUCAAUUGUUGUUCAAUGCUGACGAGGCGAUGAAGACGCGUAAUGAAAUGCAAGCGGUAAUCAAUACGAAGAAUCGACAAAUUGAAGACUUCAAAAAGAUUGCCGACAAGCUGAACGAACAAAUAUUGACGGUACAACAGAAAUUCAUGAGCACCUGCAAGGGUCAUAAGUUUUUCGAUUUCUUGCGGCGUAUAUUUAAGAAGCGUUGGCGACCGCCAAAACCACCGAAGGCCGAUGAUGAAUCGUCGGAGUCCUCAUCGAGCGCGGAAUCGUCCAGUGAGGACGAGGAUGCCGAUGCUAAGAGUAUCGAUUCAACCGAUAUGACCACCAUUCGGCUGGAUGAAAGUCAUUGCCCUUCGGGACUUGAACGUAGUACAUACGACUUGGCUUUUCAGCUACGCUCGGAACGACAUGCGCUGGAAAAGGUUAUGAUGGAGACACAAAAGGGUAUUGAACAGCGUCGCGCGGAUGUAGCCGAGCUGCAAAAGAAAAUGAAGUAUCACGAGGAGGUUUAUGCGCAAGAGAAGGAAACAUUGCUGGUGUUUCGGCGCAAACGUCAGCAGGAGUUGAAUAAAAUUAAUAUCUCGGUAAUAUUGUCAAUGGACCAAUUGCAACAUUUCAAAUCCGGUGAUAGUUACCUCGAUCUAAGUCGUGCCAUACUCUUCGAUGCCAAUCGUCUGAUUUCACUCAAGGAACGCGUCUCACAACUAAAUGAGGAAACACAAGAGACCCGACGGCUCCAUCGUAUCAACGUUGUGCAUUUACGUCGCAUGAAUACCGAUAUCAGUUUCAUGCGCAACGAAAUAACACGAUUGGACAGCGAUAUCAAACAGGAGAUGAUUAAAAAGUUUGGCAUGAUCAUCAAUUUGGAUGAAUUGGAGGAGGAGGUCUUACGUAGGUAUGUAUUCGAUUUGGAGACGUCGGCUGAGGAUGAGUUCAGACUGAUCGAUCAGGAGAUCGCUAGAAAAAAGCGGGAGCUUGCGAAUUUGGAGGAGGAAUUGAUACGCGAGACUAAACUCAACGCAGAGAAGUUGAACAUUCUAACAGUGUUGCAUGAGGAAAAGAACUUUUUAUACUCGCUUUUGAAAUCGCAAGAGAACAACUUUGAAAAGUGGAUGCAACCGCAUAAAGUGAAUCUCGAUCGAGAUGUGGAGAAACUAACGCAAAUACACAAAGAGCAAAAGCAUACCAUCCAGUGCUUGGAACGCGAAAUUUGUACGCUGCGCUUGAAAUCGAAGCCGCUGCAACUCUUCCACGAAGUCGUCAAAGGCGACAUAAUUGAUAAGACCGAACAGCAGGAUGACGGCGUCACAUGUCCCAAAUCCCUGGCGUCCGAAGCAUACCUCCAACGCAUGGAACCCGAUCAAUUCACUACCGAUCGCAUACGAAAAAUCGUACAAAAAUACUUCGCGCAAUGGUUCAACCGUUAUGCCACAUCGGAUAAUAUACGGAAGAAUGCGAAGAAGGUCACACGCUAUCUGGCGCAGGCCGCGCACACAUUCGAAGGUAAGAUAACCGAACGCAUAUUAGAUUGCAUAACACAAGCUUUGGAGUCCAUGAUGCCGAAGAAAUAUCUAGUGCACAUGUCCAAAGAGAAUUUGGAGAAAAUGUUUCGCGAUGUGCUCAAUGCCUACGACUAUCAGUUGUCCGAAGUGAAUACAGAUGAAUUGAUCAGCGGCAUCUAUUACAAUGUCCUGACGCGACUGGAUCAAGAGAAGGCCGUGCUGAAUAAAACACAAUACAUUUUGUUGCGCCUCUUCGAGCAGUUGAUCGAACUACUGCCAUUAGAGGAGUUCCAAAGUGAGCGCACCACACGUUUGCUGAUGCAACUGCUCGCCGAUGAUGCGAAAAUCGAUCCGCGUUGUAUCAAUGUCGACGACAUCGUUGACAAGAUGGUGAAGUAUGCGCGUGAAAAUCUGCUCGAUGGCAUAACGGCAAUGCCGAUUAGACGUUUGGCCAGUAAUCUCUAUAAGGAAUUGAGCGCACAUAAGGCGGUGGGCGUGACAAUCAGAUGUACGCUGGAAGCAUCGAAAAAAGAGCCAAAUAUGCAGAAAAAGAAAUUUUAAUUUAUGUGAUGUGAAUUAAAAUUUUAUUUUUCAUUUUGAAUUAAUAAAAUUCAAUUUUUAUUA